Chenopodium quinoa (quinoa) is the source of this 5231-nucleotide messenger RNA. RefSeq names its product G-box-binding factor 1-like. The transcript is spliced from 11 exons. Bases 3818 to 4873 code for a protein of 351 amino acids. NCBI's taxonomy places the organism in Eukaryota, Viridiplantae, Streptophyta, Magnoliopsida, Caryophyllales, Amaranthaceae. Gene Ontology annotation, cellular component: nucleus. Gene Ontology annotation, molecular function: DNA-binding transcription factor activity; sequence-specific DNA binding. The record is from RefSeq and is a predicted model, not a curated record. Gene Ontology annotation, biological process: regulation of DNA-templated transcription.
UUUGAGAAAUAUCUAAUUUUUGUUGGUAAUCUAAUAAAUCCCUUUUGAGAAAUUUCAAUUUUUUGUGAAAUUGAAGGUUGAGAUAGAGAACUUUAAUUGUUGGGUUUGUUGAAUUUGUGGUUGUUUGGUGUAAAGUCGUAAGAGAGAGUCACAAAGGGUAAAUGAUGUAUUCGGGAUUUGAUCCGGGUUUUGAAGGGGUUGAAUUAUGUCUGGGUUUACUGGGUUGAGUAAAAAGAAAGAAAAAUGGAGAAAAAAAAAAGGAUAGUAUAGUAUAUGAGGAAUUAAGAAGCUCGCAAUUUUAGGUAUAUAAGGAUUUUUUAGAGUUUACAUGGUAAAAUUCCCAUAUUUCUGUUUAGAUAUAUAUUUGCAACCAUUAUUUCAGUAUUUGGGCUUCUAACUGAAUUUAUCCUCUAAAAUAAGUAAAGUUUUCCAUAUUUCAGCUGUAAUUAGAUCUAAGCUAAUCUUCUUUUAAGUGGAUUAAUUUAGGACCUUUACCUUUUCUCUCUAUUGAGGGUUUUGUGUUUGGAUGAAAGGGAGGAUAUUUGCUUUGUACGGUUAGUUUUGUGAGGGAAUUUGAAGGUAAAUUUGGUUUACAUAUUGCUAUUUCAUUCAUCAUCAAUCACAUGUAAGUUUGCUGUUUUGUUAUAAGAAUAUAUGAUCUCUUACUUGUUUCGUUUGUCGGCCGUUGUGCCUUGUCAUAGGAUAGAUAGGGUUUAGUUUGAAGAUUUGGUGAUGAUAAGUUCUAACGUAUUGGAGUGUUGUAGUGGUCCUAGAGGAUAAUAGCUAGUUUAGUGGGGGUGAUGCUAUCUACAUCAUUGCUCUUCGUAGUUCUCUCUAUACACCAAAAAUGAUAAUUUUCAGUGUUGAAUCUAAUGGUGAUUGUGAACUAAAAGUUAUUUCGUUGAAGUCUUAAUGACUGUUAUUAGCCGGGAGUUGUGGGGGUGGGUUGUUACAUCUUGAUUUCAUCCUGUAAAAAAUAAUAGGUUUAAGUAUUUGCUUCUUAAUAUUAAAGCUUCUCUUAAUGACUUUUUAUCUUCGCUCCCUUUCUUUGUCCGUAUCUCAAUUAAAAAUGCAGUGUAUUGGAUCGCUUUUUAAAUUUAUUUUUGCCCUCCCUUUUUUUUAAAAGUUCCUCUACUGCUUGUACUAGAUCGUAAAGGAUGGAGGAGGAAGAUUUUUGUGGAUGACUAUGCGAAAUAAUCACAUUUGGUUCAUGUAGCCGAUCCCACUUAUGGGAUUAAGGCUUUGAUUGAUUGAUUGAUUGCUUUUAUAUUUUAGUUAUUGGGGUAUUUAGGUUUUCUAAUGUCCCAAUGUUUGAGACUGAUUAUAUCAUUUAUCUGUUCCUCAUAGCAUGAUGAACUUUUACUAUGAUUUUGUAUUUAAAUUUUUUUAAGGGUUGGGGGGGGGGGUGUUGUCAGUUGUGCACUUCUUCUUUUCUAAGUUAAGGGGUUGCCCUUGGAUGCCCACAUUCCCAUAUAGAACAUGAAGGUUUGACUAAUCGACAUUGAAGGCUUGUUAACUAAUCCUUAUGAGAUUGAUUUGAGGUCUUCAGCUUGCGCUGGCCUAUUAAAAGGCAACCUUGUUUUUAUCUGUGUAGAUAGAAUUCCUUAUUUGUGUAUAUCCCGUAGGACGCACUUCUGUCUUCAGACUGGGGGAUAACCUUAACUGUCCACGAAUAGCUCUGAAUAUAGGUAUGUGAUACAUCUGUAGUUAACUUGUACUGGAGAUAGUAAAAAUCCCACCGUUACAAUUGAUCCCAUUGGUGGGAUUCCAGGUGAAGCAUUGGCACUUAGCCCUCUUACAAUUGAUCCCAUUGGUGGGAUUCCAGGUGAAGCAUUGGCACUUAGCCCUUGCUCACAGGAACAACAAUAGCUUUAAUUCUAGUCUCCCCAGUUGACUGGCCUAACAAGUAACAAAAGAUUUUCCCAAAAGGGUGAUUGAAUGGUGAAUAUAGUCUAUCUGCCGGAUUUCGUUGUUUUAAUCUCUUUGAUAAUCCCUAUCUAUUGAGUAUCAAUAAUUCUUGAUCCUACAGCUUAAAUGAGGAUAUUGGUGGCAUCUUAAAAAAACUUGGUCUCCAAAUCAUACAUUAUCCAAUCUUUCUUUCGAAAGGGAUAUUCGACAAAGACACACACCCAUCUCUACCUCAUUAGUAUGAGGUUCCAAAUAACUAGUUUUCUAACUAGAUUAAAAACUCAUAUAUCUAAAUAAUUGCCAACAAAUUUUUUUAGUAAAUUUCUAAGAACCACCUACUUCAGUGAGACACUUGUGAAUCUAAAGAUUGGACUACCUAAGCCAAGCUACCGCCCUUAGAAAGGAGUGCCUUAAAUGUACUAAUAGCUAUCUAAGCCAAGCCGAAUACCUAUACAGCUGUGAAUAAAACCUUUUGCUAGCAAAAUCUUGUAAUUUAUUCUCCAACCACAAGUAUUAGAGCAACUAACCAAAAUAUGGUAAGUAUGUUGAGGGCAAAAUAGUUAGGAGUCAAGAACAAGUCUUUUAAUAUGGCAUUUCAGUGGGCCUAGGUGGAAAUUUUUAUACAACCAAGCUAACCCAAUGCUUAGAUAUAAACCAUCUAGGAUACAUAAGAAUCCCAGACUGCAAUAGGAUCCUUAUGAUUGUAGUUUCACUUGCCGGGUUAUCAUAUCUACCCUAACUAAUUUCCAUGCCAAAGAAGUGUUAGCCCAACCAAAAAGAUGAGCUAGUAAUACAUGCAUCAAUAAUUAUGAAGAAAAAAUCCGUGUUCAUUCGUGCUAUUUGAUGGAAACUACAAUCCCUUGUCUAAAUAUAUUUUUAAGCGCACGAUAUAUUGGAGAAAAUAAGGCUCAAUCCUUGAAAGCUUUUAGAUAAAGGUUCUAAAAAGAAGAUUGACUAGGGAAAGAGGCAAGUGGUGCUAUCAAUAAAGGUCGUAAUUAUAAUUUGAAGCCAUUGAAGAACUGAUCUGGUGGUCUAUUGGUCUGAAAGAUCGUCUUUUCCCACUCAGUUGUACUUAUAUUUUUAAGCUUCUUGCACCUUUCACUUUUAUCUUUUCCUGCCAUUUUCACCCCAUAGUUUCCUUUGCUUGGCUACAUGUAAGUUAUAUCAUCAUCGAUUCCUUGAUGUAAGUUUUCCCUCUUUAUUGAUAGUUUUUUCUUGGAUUAACAACUGACGUGAUUCUUUGACUGGGUUAGUGUGGGCUAGAUCACUCCUGCUUGGAUGCUACUUAACUUUCUUUUACUUGGGCCCUGAUCCUAAUUGCUCAUUUGGGAGUUGGGACUAGAUGACAUGUUGUAGAAUGACAAGCCCACUUUAAACUGAUGACUGAAUUAACUGAUACGAAUAUUAUAGUUUCAAACACCAUUUCAUCACUUGUAGCAAUGUUAAGACUGAAAAAAGGCGUAGUUUUCAUAUAUUAUUUAAAUUUCCCUAUUUUGGUACAUUGUACACUUUACAGACGAUUUCCUGCUUCUGUAAAACAGUUACAUCAGUAGUUAGUCCUUCUGCCUUAGUAAUUUCUAUUGUGAACACUUGCUAGAGUGUUUAGAAUUGGCUACAAAAUAUAGGAUUAAAAAUUACUAGAAGUUUGUGACUAUGUCCAGUUGAUCUCGGUUUCUAACUUUGCAUUUGGUUCGAUAACAAUUUAAUUUUCCUGUUUAUGCGAAUUCAAAUUUUGGUUUAAGGAAAGUAUGUGAUUCUUGAUUGUUUUUGCAUUGUAUUACUAUUCAAUAUUUGUAUGAUGCAUCUCAUCGGAUAGGUUUUGAUCUGUCAUAUCACAUAUAAUAGGAUUUUAUACCUCACAAUAUUUGCUUAGUCCUUAGUGGAUCUGGUGGUGAUUGGACCUAUGUAAAUGGGGGCAGCCGAGGAGCAGACACCUUCCAAGCCUUCAAAAGCAACAAGUUCAGCACAGGAGACUCAGGCGGCAGUGCCAUCAUAUCCUGAUUGGUCAGGUCCCAUGCAGGCGUAUUAUGGCAACGGUGCUACUCCUCCUUUUUUUGCUUCUACUGUUGCAGCUCCAGCACCUCAUCCCUAUAUGUGGGCAGGACAGCACCCUAUGAUGCCACCUUAUGGUACUCCAGUCCCUUACCCAGCUUUAUAUCCUCCUGGUGGCGUUUAUGCUCAUCCUAAUAUGGCAAUGACUCCAAAUCCUGCUGUUGCUUUGGAAACAGAAGGAAAAAACUUGGAUGUAAAAGAUCAGAAUUCAGCAAAAAAAUCCAAAGGAAAUUCCGGCAUGGGGAAUGAAAAGGCUGUUGAAACUGGCAAAGCAACUUCAGGCUCCGGAAAUGAGGGUGCCUCGCAGAGCGCUGAAAGUGGAAGUGAAGGCUCAUCAGAUGGUAGUGAUGACAACAAUCAGCAGGAAAACUCUGCAACUAAGAAAGGAAGUUUUGAUCUGAUGCUUGAAGAUGGGGCUAAUGCACAGAAUAGCUCAGGGAAUGCAGCUCAGGGUUCAGUGCCAGGAAAACCGGUGGUUGCUGCUACUAAUCUUAACAUUGGCAUGGAUUUGUGGAAUACUUCUGCUGCUGGUGGAGUUAAAUUGAGACCAAAUACUGGAGUAGCAUCUGCAGUAGCUCCGGCAAUGGUUGGACGCGAAGGGCUUAUGCCUGACCACCAAUGGAUCCAAGAUGAGCGUGAACUUAAAAGGCAGAAACGUAAACAAUCUAAUAGAGAGUCAGCCAGGCGAUCAAGGUUGCGCAAGCAGGCUGAGUGUGAAGAAUUGCAAAGAAGGGUUGAGUCUCUGAAUAAUGAAAAUAGCAGCCUCAGAGAAGAGCUCAAGAGGUUAUCUGCUGAAUGCGAGAAGUUGACCUCUGAAAACAAUUCUAUCAAGGAGGAGCUAACCCAGACACGUGGACCAGAUAGCUUACAAAGCCUCGGAGAAAACAAUGCUUCUGGUGAGGCCGAUAGCUGAAAUGAGAGCUUAGAUUAGUACUUCUUCGGCUCAGCUCAAAAUAUCUGACAAAACAAAUAGGGGAAAUUUCAGUUUUUAACACAGCUUAUACCAAUUUUUUUUUUCUCUUUUUUUUAGCCAUUGAUAACGCUUGUAAUGUGAUUUGUGAUUUCUUGGUUUAUGCUAAGGGGGAUUUCAGUUAACGCAUAAGUGCACAACCUCAUUUGUCUGAGUAGAACUACUGUAUAAAGAUAAGUAUCAGCUAGAUUUUUAUGUAAUAGAGAGGUCAAAGUGUGUAUUUUAUCAUAUUACUCUGAAUUCCAAGAUGAUUUCACAAAUCUAUUAUACAACUAUUGACAUAAAAAGUUUAAUCUUCUUA